This is a messenger RNA of Cyprinus carpio (common carp), 1907 nucleotides long. RefSeq names its product SAGA-associated factor 29-like. The record is from RefSeq and is a predicted model, not a curated record. The transcript has 12 exons. Gene Ontology annotation, cellular component: SAGA complex. Lineage: Eukaryota; Metazoa; Chordata; Actinopteri; Cypriniformes; Cyprinidae. Bases 522 to 1403 code for a protein of 293 amino acids.
UGAGAGCCAAUGGAAAAGCAGGGUUAGGAGAGAUAGGCUCAGCAGUCGGGGAGAGUCGGGGGAAAUAGGCAGAGAUCUGUCUAAUUGGUCGUAUGGGGCCGGGACAGACGUCUAUGGCCAUGUGUUCCUGGAUGGAGAUGACUGUCAGACAUGCGUUUGUUCUGUAAUACCUCCAGAGACUGAGAUGAAUUGACCUGGCUUGUCAAAACUGUUUCUGAGAUGCCGGACCUGCGUGCCACAGCACACUUUCAAUUCUGACCGACUCUUCUCGCCCUCAACGUGAGCCGAGCUGCAAAACAGUGCGCUGGUUAAGUCCAGUCGGUGGCGGUAAUGCACCUAAGCUGGUUUUCCAACCGCCGAUAAAACACCGAAGAAGAAGACGACGACGAAGAAGAAGCAGGAACGAAAAACAAAUCCUAAUAUACGUUAAGGAAAGUAAAACUGUUUUUCGUUCAUAGUUCGUGUACUUAUGCAUGAGGUGAACCUGGAGAGCGUCGCGGAGCUGUGUGUUUGAAGGUACAAUGGCUUUAGUGUCAGCAGACACCAAAAUCGCCGAGUUGCUGAAUGAGCUGCAUCAGCUCAUAAAACAAACCCAGGAAGAGCGUUCCAGAAGUGAACACAACCUUCUCAACAUCCAGAAAACACAUGAAAGGAUGCAAACAGAAAAUAAGACUUCUCCAUAUUAUCGGUCAAAACUGCGGGGUCUUUACACCACAGCUAAAGCUGACGCGGAGGCUGAAUGUUGUAUACUUCGACGGGCACUUGACAAGAUUGCAGAAAUUAAAUCCCUUUUGGAGGAAAGACGGAUUGCUGCCAGAAUGGCAGGGGUGUACAGCGACACUGACCCACCCAGAAAGACCAUGCGCAGAGGUGUCCUGAUGACCCUGUUACAACAGUCAGCCAUGACACUUCCUCUCUGGAUCGGCAAACCUGGCGAGAGUCCACCACCACUGUGUGGCGCUAUACCAGCCAGCAGUGACUAUGUGGCUAAACAGGGUGACAAGGUGGCGGCGCGUGUGAAGGCCGUGGAUGGUGAUGAACAGUGGAUUCUUGCAGAAGUUGUCAGCUACAAUCACUCCACCAACAAGUAUGAAGUGGAUGACAUUGAUGAAGAGGGUAAAGAGAGACACACAUUGAGUCGGAGAAGAAUAAUUCCUCUCCCACAGUGGAAAGCAAACCCAGAGACCGACCCAGAGGCCCUGUUCAGUAAGGAUCAGCUGGUGCUGGCCCUCUAUCCACAGACCACAUGCUUUUACAGAGCUCUGAUCCACACACCGCCACAUCGGCCCCAGGAUGACUACUCAGUUCUGUUUGAGGACACAUCUUAUGCUGAUGGCUAUUCUCCACCUCUCAACGUCGCUCAGCGAUAUGUAGUGGCCUGCAAGGAGAACAAAAAGAAGUGACAGAAAUAUACAGUGUGAGACAUUGUUUGCAAAAAGACCAUGCAUGAUUGUUGUGAUUGAAAACAAGAUAUUGAGCAUUGAUUCUGUUUUAUGUGCCCCCCCCCACCCCCCCAUUUCUGUUAACAUGUGCAUAGUAUUGGUAUAUUUUAUACUGCAUCUUUUCUAUGAUGUUUUUGUGGAUCUGGAAACAAGGACAACAACUGCAAGUGAAUUGGGCUGAAGUAAUAAACCCUUUACAUGUGAAUGAAUGGUGCACAAAUCUUUUGCCUCUACUUUAUAAAGGCCAAAUAGUACAUGCUUUAAAUGUUAAAAAAUGGGUCUUGUAAAGACUUAACCACCACAGAUAUUCAGGACUACACUUUCACCUAAUAUUCAGAAUUGAUGAUUAUUUUUUAAUGGCAGAAUCUGUUAAGUUUUUUUUUUUUUUUUUUUUACUAUUAUUAAUCAUCUUGAAUAUGUAAUUACAUCCUUGAUAUUGAGAUAAAUAAAAUUUUUGAAGAUGAA